Messenger RNA from Wyeomyia smithii (pitcher-plant mosquito), 2247 nucleotides. It is a transcript of the gene Sac1, whose product is annotated as phosphatidylinositol-3-phosphatase SAC1. The transcript has 7 exons. The record is from RefSeq and is a predicted model, not a curated record. Gene Ontology annotation, cellular component: endoplasmic reticulum. Gene Ontology annotation, biological process: phosphatidylinositol dephosphorylation. NCBI's taxonomy places the organism in Eukaryota, Metazoa, Arthropoda, Insecta, Diptera, Culicidae. Gene Ontology annotation, molecular function: phosphatidylinositol-4-phosphate phosphatase activity. The coding region runs from base 180 to 1958 and encodes 592 amino acids.
UAUUGUUGAUUUUCACUCGCUGUCAACUCGUUCUGCCCUCGGACUCGAAUCACGUCAUCGAUUUUUCUCCAUGGUCCGACGAAGUCAGGACAACUGAAAAGCGGAAAUAGGCAUUUUCCUUUCGGUCAGGAUUGCUGCUUUUACUCGGUCGAAAGCUAAGCUACCAAAAGAGAGCAACGAUGGCUGCCUGGGAGAUUCACGACGAUAUGAACCUCUAUAUCACGGCUGACAAGUUCUAUAUCGAACCAAACGGAAAGAGUGAGGUACUGAUCAUAGACCGAAUCAGCCGGGAAACGUCUCUACAAGUCAAGACAAACCAGCUUCCCCAUGGCAUUCAAAUUCGAAAAAUAUGCGGCAUCCUGGGGGUGAUCAAACUGAUCAGCGGAUUCCACCUGAUCGUGAUGACCCACCGGAUAUUCGUUGGCAUCGUGAACGCACAGGUCAUCUGGCGACUGGCUGGAUUCGACAUCAUUCCAUUUGUUCCCUCGUUGACACAUUUGAGCGAUACUCAGAAAGUUCAAAACAGCGUCUAUGUGGCGAUGCUGCGGCAGGUACUGGACACUCCGUACUACUAUUUCUCCUAUACGUACGACAUCACACACACGCUGCAGCGUUUGCACUCGAUGCCUCCGGAUUUCCUGCAUACCGGACUGUACGAGCGAGCGGAUUUGCGCUUCGUUUGGAAUGGAUAUCUGCUGAAGCAUUUCCACCGGCCCGAACUCAGGCAGUACUGUUUGCCCAUCAUUCUUGGCUUCAUCUCGAUCAACGACGUAAUGGUGAACGGUCACACCUUCCAGUGGAUUUUGGUAUCGCGCCGGUCGGUGCACCGUGCCGGGACCCGCCUGUUCUGCCGAGGUAUCGACCAGACGGGAAACGUUGCCAAUUACGUCGAAACCGAGCAGAUCAUUGAUGUCCGCGGAGAUAAAGUUUCCUUCGUGCAGACACGGGGCAGCAUUCCGCUCUUCUGGCGCCAGACACCGAAUUUAAAGUACAAACCACCGCCGGAGUUGGUACCGGGUCGGGAUCACCUGAUUGCCUGCUCGAAACAUUUUGACGUACAGCUGAUUCAUUAUGGCCGGCAGGUGCUUGUCAACCUGAUUGAUCAUCGUGGUGCGGAGGACGUCCUCGAGAAAGCAUUUGCGACAACGAUUUCGACCCUAGGUAACCAAAAUGUUCGCUACGAGUCGUACGACUUUCAUGCCGAGUGUCGCAAGAUGCGCUACGACCGGUUGAAUAUUUUGAUCGCCCGCCUGGCUCACGAGCAGGACGAAUUUAGUGUGUUCCACCUGCGGAGGGAUGGAACGCUGCUAUCCUCACAGGAUGGCGUCUUCCGCACGAACUGCAUCGACUGUCUCGACAGGACGAACGUCGUUCAGAGUAUGCUGGCCAAGCGUAGCUUGGAGCAGAGCCUGAUGAGGCUCGGCGUUUUGACCAGCGGUCAACGCAUCGAUCCCAACUCAGCUUUUGAGUGGCUUUUCAAAGGGGUUUGGGCGGACAACGCCGAUUUGGUGUCGACCCAGUACAGUGGCACGGGUGCACUGAAGACGGACUUUACCCGCACCGGGAAGCGAACCAAAAUGGGCCUGAUUCGGGAUGGUAUAAAUUCGUUAACGCGAUAUUAUAAGAACAAUUUUAAUGACGGCGUCCGGCAGGACGCAAUCGAUUUGUUCCUUGGAAACUACAUUGUACAGGACGGUGAAGGAUUAACCGUUCCGUGUCCGUUGGUCAUUCAGAAGGGCUGGAAGUACGGAACAUUCCCGGUGGUGCUACUGUUCGCGUUCGCCAUGUUCUUCGCGUCCGCCGUUUAUCCCCAAGAAUACAACACAGAAAACUUGCUGUUCAUUCUGUUCUGGGGCUCGAUGGUCGGUGUCACCGGGGCCGGUAUACUGAAGUACGGUGUUGAAUUCGUGGAUUGGCCCAAACUGCUACCGGCAACGCGCUCCAAGAUGGAUGCCUGACGGCGAUAGAUUGGCGCUGUACGCGCUUUUGUAAAUAAGUAGGAGAAGGUUCAUGGUUUGUAGUUCUGGAGGUGACAGCACCGGUUAGAAUUUUCCAUUCCCAAGCAAAAUACCAACAAAGAUAGUAGUAACCCCAGCACCAGCAUUCUUUUGCACAUACGUGAUUCCGCCCUGUGAAGUUUGCUGUUAGAUGUUUUAGCAGCGGUAGGUCAAGGUUUUUUUUUCGGUAGGCAACUAUUUAAAUUUCUGCUCGAAUCGAAUAAAUAAUCGGUUAGUUGAAGUUUCGCUA